CGGCUAUUCCGUUGACGCGCAGUCAGGGUAAGCAUGGAAGCUGUAACUCGCGAAGACGAGUACGAGCACGUGACACUCGACGUAAUGUACAUAACGAGUAACAUACCAGGACCGGGUGUAAAUCUUGAUGACUUUGAAUCAGAAUUUAGUCAUGGUUGCACCUGUAAGUCAAGCUGUACAACCUCGUGCUCGUGCACGCGUGGCUUCCUAAACUACACUGACUCUCGUAUAAACCAGGACAAACUAUCCGGACCUGUAGUCGAAUGUAACAGUAAUUGCAAGUGCGAUAUCAACUGUGGAAAUCGCCUAAUUCAACAUGGUCCGCUAGACUGUCUAACAGUGAGAGAAACACAGAGCAAAGGUCUCGGUCUGGUUACAGAAAAGAUCAUCAGGAAAGGACAGUUCAUAUGCGAAUACGCUGGUGAGGUGAUAGGUCUCGAGGAGGCCAGACGUCGUGUCGAAAUUAAUAAGAGGACCAACAGUAUGAAUUACGUUCUUGUUGUCUCUGAACACGUCAGUAGUAACACUAUUGUCACCUGCAUAGAUCCAAAGUAUUUCGGUAACAUUGGUCGCUACGGCAAUCACAGCUGUCAACCAAAUUCCACCCUGGUACCUGUCAGAGUCGAAGGUGUCAUACCGCGACUUUGCCUAUUUGCAUCCAGGGACAUUCAAGCAAAUGAAGAAGUAACUUUUGAUUAUGGAGGAGGAGUAGAAAAUUCCGUCCAGGUUCACAGCGAUACACCCUGUCUUUGCGGCGCUGACAAUUGUCUUAGUUAUCUGCCUCAUCAUCCAAUCUAAAUAUCAUUUAUGGUUCAUGGAUAUCUAGAAGGUACAAUAAGAAGUUAGGAAUUUGUUGUAUCGCUAAUAUUGAUAAUACAAUCAAUCUAUCAAUUGAUUGAUUGAUCAAACUCUUACUGUAAAUUCCAUGCUCUAUCGUUUUAAGUUAAAACUUUUUAAUGAUUCAGUCAUCGUAUUUAUAUACUUAUGACAUGUUCAGAGCGCCAUUAAAAUUUCCUAUAUAUUCGGCACGAAUGUUCAUUGUGGAAAUAGGGGAUGAAAUUGAGGCAGAUCAUGGUACUGUUUGACCUAUGAUCUAUGUGUUUCUGAAUUGUUUUAAUCGUUCCUUAUGUACGUUCGUAGCUGAAUGCGAAUUAAACUGUGUUCGAGCGCGCCUUUCGGCUAAAAAUAUAAUUUCUAUUUCUUUCUUUUCUUUCUUUUUAAUCAGGGACCCUGCGAUAACACAUUUGCAUAAUGAAUAAUAAAAAUUACGAAAGUAUACACGUGCCAAACGGUUGCACAGCGUGCAGCGAACACUCGAUACUCAGUUUUAUUCGUCACGUUUUGCAAAUAGCUCUUGUCUCGAUUAAUUAACAGUACACAGUUAUUACCAAUUUAUAACCUUUCGCGCUGAUAUGCUUUUAUUUUCACGUUAUCAACUAAUUAGUACCGGUAAUUAUCUCAUGAAAGUCCUUGGGACUCCUGAGCUCUUGCGUGCGACUCGAAUACCUUUGGUUACUGGGUACUUCAAUGUAUAAUUAGUUUAAUACCGAUCAAACUAUAGCAUUAUUCAUUCAAUUAUUUUCAUUAUCACGUUCUGAAGUAAUUAUUUUCACCAAGCGGUGCUGUUGCUUUAUUACGAGUUGCUUCAUUUAGGAUUAGUUUAAAUAUAAUAUAUUGCGCACGUUGGGCUUGAAAGGGGAUAAUUUUCAAUGAAAACAGUAAGAGAAGUUAGUAAUAAUAUAAAAACAGAUUUAAACGAUUACCGAAUGAUAUCAUUAAUCAUGCAUAAUACUUAUGACAACAAGACGCUUGAUGCAUGGAUUUUCAUAUUUUCUAAAGAUUUUAUUUCAUUUUUUUUGCUCUUUUUAUCUUUAUUUUACCUUCUCUUUUUUCCUAUUCGUAUAAACACAUUCAAAACGCGGUGAAUAGAUACACUUUUUCAAAUCACGUAAGACUGUUAACGAUAUUGAGAUUGUUACAAGCUCUGCAUCAGAGUAUCCGACUUACAUAUAUAUAUUUGAAACUACGAUUAGCAUAUAAUUUGAUUACAUCAAUAACUUCUUGAUAAGAUUCAAAAGAAAUAGGAAAAAUAGCUUGUGUCGCAAGUGCGAGUCCGAAUAGGUCGGAAAAUCCUAGAGAAAUUGAACUCUUAUUUUUUGGUUUUUGUUUUCGUGAUAUCGCAGUGUUUUUCGUUAAUCAAAUUUUCUCUAUUGUCGCUCGUAAAUGUAAGCAAAAUACAAGAUAUGCGAGAUUCAUAAUACAACUUGCGACAACACCAAUUAGCUAAGAAAACAUCUUGUGUAAUUUGGGACAUAAUAUCUAAGAGAAUAUUGCUAAUUUGUAUGUUGUUAAUGUUUGAAAGGCAUUGCCAGUUGUUAUAUCAGACACUAUAAAAUGUUAUUGAUUUCUCAUUAUGCUGUCAAUAAAGUGUAGAGGAUAUUUCAUCAUUUUGCA
Molecule: messenger RNA, 2454 nt
Organism: Cephus cinctus (wheat stem sawfly)
Lineage: Eukaryota; Metazoa; Arthropoda; Insecta; Hymenoptera; Cephidae
Product: histone-lysine N-methyltransferase SETMAR
Exons: 1
Coding region: 34-798 (254 amino acids)
Cellular component (GO): nucleus
Molecular function (GO): histone H3K9 methyltransferase activity; zinc ion binding; protein binding
Source: RefSeq, a predicted model, not a curated record